Molecule: messenger RNA, 898 nt
Organism: Morus notabilis
Lineage: Eukaryota; Viridiplantae; Streptophyta; Magnoliopsida; Rosales; Moraceae
Product: transcription factor WER
Exons: 3
Coding region: 23-760 (245 amino acids)
Source: RefSeq, a predicted model, not a curated record
UGCAAAUAUCUGCCAUAGAAAGAUGGGUAGAAGUCCUUCUAAAGCGAGCUCAAAAGAAUUCAUGACGAUGGGGCGUAAAGGAGUGCCUUGGACUGCAGAGGAAGACCAAAUUCUGAUGAACUACAUCAAAUUUCAUAAGGAAGGAAGCUGGACAAAAGUUGCCGAAAAUACAGGACUUGAGAGAAGUGGUAAGAGUUGCAGGCUUAGGUGGAGGAACUAUUUGAGGCCUGAUAUCAAGAGGGGAAACAUAUCCCAUGAGGAAGAGGAUCUUAUCAUCAGGCUUCACAAACUUAUAGGCAACAGAUGGUCUUUAAUAGCUGGAAGGUUACCGGGAAGAACAGAUAAUGAGAUAAAGAAUUACUGGAACACAAUCUUGAAGAAGAAAAAGAAGAAAGUGGUGCAACCACUAGAUACUAAUAACCAAUUAGAUGAUUUCAUUCAGAAAAGCGAUUCCUCUAGGGCCAGUACUACUACUGAUUCGACUACUCAAUAUCAUGUCGACCAUAGGAUAGACAUUAAUAAUCAACGACUAACAAGCAGAGACAGCUUGUUACUUAAUAGUAAUUUAGUGGGGUGUGAUAAUAUCAUAAUUGGAGGCCUCAAUUUCACGCCAACCACGACCGAAAAUGAUCAUGAUCAUCAUAAUAUUGGUCAUGAUCAUGACGAUGACAUAGCUUCAUCGGACUCUUUGGGAGAAUUUUGCAGUCUUUCUGACAUGAUUAACAAUUUUGAUUUCUCAAACGACUUUUUGGUAGACUAGACUAGACUCGUACUAGUUUGGCGGCCAACCUAUUAAAUGUGUACUUGUUACGACUCCUAGCUUAUUUGAUCUUUUGUAAUGGCCAAUGUAGAAAUUUAAUAGAGGUGUAUGCAGUACUUGAUUUUGAUGACUUGAAGA